Aspergillus saccharolyticus JOP 1030-1 is the source of this 362-nucleotide messenger RNA. Its product is annotated as PT repeat family protein. The transcript has a single exon. The coding region runs from base 18 to 311 and encodes 97 amino acids. The record is from RefSeq and is a predicted model, not a curated record. Lineage: Eukaryota; Fungi; Ascomycota; Eurotiomycetes; Eurotiales; Aspergillaceae.
ACCUUCGACGAUUCACAAUGGCUUCCCCCGCUGGUGAGACUGUGACUAUCUCCAUCCGACGUCCUAUCGACGACCCUAUCUACCUGGCAGGCACCUUCUCCGAUCCUCAAUGGGAACCUAUCGAGCUGAACUCCAAACCCGUCGACACUGAGCCCGAUGAGGAUGGACUGAUCUCCACCGAAUAUCUAUUCUGGCACGACCUGACCUUGCCGCCCGGCCAACAUCAAUACAGAUUCCGUGAGGGGAAAAAAGGCCCGUGGUUUCAUGAUGAAGCUGCGAAGCAUGGUAUGCAUUUCCGCACCCGGUUGUGAUUGACCUCUGCGCCGUAGCUCAGGGUUGCGAGCUUCAGGUUUGGUGAUUCG